AUGUGCGGCAUCAAACAAAUCGUCGACCAGUGCAGAACCUGCUACGGCAUCAUCUCCAAAGAAGAGAUCCCCACCAUAUGCCACAAGAGAACGUGGACAUUGCCCGAAACCUUCGGACACGCAAAGGCAUACUGUCCAGACCAAGGAAGGGUAUACCUCGACAAGAAGCCAAGAAUCAACCAGUGCCCGCGAUCAGGGAGCAGUCUGGGCACUCGCUCGCUGUCACACGGUCUGGACCAAACCCGAUCGACAAGCCCUUGGCAGAACACCAGUGUCCUCAAUUUACCGGCUGAGGAGCCAAAAAGCGUGGCUGGGAAGGUGAAGGGGUUCUUUGGUAAGUGUCUUUUCAAGGUGAUUCCUGGGUUCGGUAGGUCCUCGCAGUCUCCUUCGUCUUGGGCGGCACUCGAUCAAUGGGAGGAUAUUUGUGGUGAUGAGGGUAUUACGGACAAGAAGAAGAAAAAGAAAAAGGAUGCGUCUAUACCAACAGUGACGAGGGUGUAA
Colletotrichum costaricense is the source of this 501-nucleotide messenger RNA. RefSeq lists its product as uncharacterized. NCBI's taxonomy places the organism in Eukaryota, Fungi, Ascomycota, Sordariomycetes, Glomerellales, Glomerellaceae. The coding region runs from base 1 to 501 and encodes 166 amino acids. The record is from RefSeq and is a predicted model, not a curated record. The transcript has 2 exons.